ACCGCGCCAGUUUGAAUGAAAGCUCCUCAAGAUGGCGGCGGCCGGGGCCGAGGCGCGAGGAGGAUAUGGAAUAUUAUCUUGUAAAAUGGAAAGGAUGGCCAGAUUCUACAAAUACUUGGGAACCUUUGCAAAAUCUCAAGUGCCCAUUACUGCUUCAGCAGUUCUCUAAUGACAAGCAUAAUUAUUUAUCUCAGGUAAAGAAAGGCAAAGCAAUAACUCUAAAAGAAAAUCACAGAGCUUUGAAACCUGCCAUUGCUGAAUACAUUGUAAAGAAGGCUAAACAAAGGAUAGCUCUGCAGAGAUGGCAGGACGAACUCAACAGAAGGAAGAAUCACAAAGGAAUGAUUUUUGUUGAAAAUACUGUGGACUUAGAGGGCCCCCCUUCAGACUUCUACUACAUUAAUGAAUACAAACCAGCUCCUGGAAUCAGCUUAGUAAAUGAAGCCACCUUUGGUUGUUCAUGCACAGAUUGCUUCUUUGAGAAAUGUUGUCCUGCUGAAGCUGGAGUUCUUUUGGCUUAUAAUAAAAAUCAACAAAUUAAAAUCCCACCUGGCACCCCCAUUUACGAAUGCAACUCAAGGUGUCAGUGUGGACCCGAUUGUCCCAACAGGAUUGUCCAAAAAGGCACGCAGUAUUCACUUUGCAUCUUUCGGACCAGCAAUGGCUGCGGCUGGGGCGUAAAGACCCUUGUGAAGAUUAGGAGAAGGAGCUUUGUCAUGGAGUAUGUCGGAGAGGUAAUCACAAGUGAAGAAGCUGAAAGACGGGGGCAGUUAUAUGACAACAAAGGAAUCACAUAUCUCUUUGAUCUGGAUUAUGAAUCUGAUGAAUUCACAGUGGAUGCAGCUCGAUAUGGAAAUGUGUCUCAUUUUGUGAAUCACAGUUGUGACCCGAAUCUUCAGGUGUUCAACGUUUUCAUUGAUAACCUCGACACCCGUCUUCCCCGAAUAGCAUUAUUUUCCACGAGAACUAUAAAUGCUGGAGAAGAGCUCACUUUUGAUUAUCAAAUGAAAGGUUCUGGAGAUAUAUCUUCAGAUUCUAUUGACCACAGCCCAGCCAAAAAGAGGGCCAGAACUGUGUGCAGAUGUGGAGCUGUGACUUGCAGAGGUUACCUCAACUGAAUUUUCAGGAAAUAGAACUGAUGAUGAUUAUAGUUUUUUUCCUAAUGUUACCAUUUUUUAAAAAUAAGUAUUUGGGACUCUUUUCGUAUUAUCAAGAUUAUACACUAUGUUAAUUUACAAUUCGUGUUUCCAACUAUCGGCCAAAUGCAUUACUGAUGCUUCUGAAGAGAGUGACACAGGGUCACAUAGACUAAUUUGAAAUAUACAUAUUCAGACUAUUUACAGAUCUGUGUAGAAGUCUGUGUGAAUAGAGAAAUGCCUCCUUCGGUGUUUAAGUGUUAAACUAAUGAUGUAACAGUCACUAAGAUCAAACAU
Molecule: messenger RNA, 1433 nt
Organism: Eubalaena glacialis (North Atlantic right whale)
Lineage: Eukaryota; Metazoa; Chordata; Mammalia; Artiodactyla; Balaenidae
Gene: SUV39H2
Product: SUV39H2 histone lysine methyltransferase
Exons: 5
Coding region: 66-1118 (350 amino acids)
Cellular component (GO): nucleus
Molecular function (GO): zinc ion binding; histone H3K9 methyltransferase activity; protein binding
Source: RefSeq, a predicted model, not a curated record